Messenger RNA from Hyalella azteca, 6717 nucleotides. RefSeq lists its product as uncharacterized. Lineage: Eukaryota; Metazoa; Arthropoda; Malacostraca; Amphipoda; Hyalellidae. Gene Ontology annotation, cellular component: nucleus. The record is from RefSeq and is a predicted model, not a curated record. Gene Ontology annotation, biological process: regulation of transcription by RNA polymerase II; embryonic pattern specification; embryo development. Gene Ontology annotation, molecular function: RNA polymerase II cis-regulatory region sequence-specific DNA binding; DNA-binding transcription factor activity, RNA polymerase II-specific. The transcript has 10 exons. Bases 232 to 4380 code for a protein of 1382 amino acids.
UCUAAAAUACGAUUGUCUUUUAUUCGAACACAUGUUGAAAACGUUAGAAGGGAAGAAGUUUAUCAAGAUGCAAUAAAGCUCUUUAAAUUAUUUGUUACGUUCUAGAAAGAAUUGGUUAAUAAGUAGUACGGUUAUGAUGGAUCCUUUUUGGCGUAGCUACGCUUGGUAUUUUGUGGCCCUGGUGGGAAUACUGUGGAUGGCUGGACAUCAUUGGAAAAUCCCAAAGCAAAGAUGGCCCCCAUAAGCGACAAAGUAAAGAAAAGCUGUGGGCGCACCCCAGGAGGCAGAAAUAUAUUUCUGGUCAACAAUGGUCAAACUAUAAGGAUGCAGGGAACUCAGCCUCCUGCUGUGCCAUCCAAACUGGAUGAAGCUGCUUCAUUUCCAUCAACCAAAGGAAGAAAAGUCAAGAAAUAUUGGAGGAAACCUACAAAAAUGUUGCAUCAGAAACCCUCCAGAGGGCAUAAAUUUUAUGGAGUUUCAUCUUCAAAGAAAUUAAAUUCAAAAUAUGGUAAUGCAUCACGGGGGGUUGAUGAACAAGGAGGCAAUGAAAGUGAUGUAAUUCAUGAAGAUGUUGGAGUCACUAUUGAGAGCAUUAAUGAGUUGGGAGAAUUUGUUGAGGAUGGCAUUACAAUGAAGGUUGUGGAUAACUGCACUCUUGAUAUCAAUGCUGAGCAGAUGUCUGCCGAUGAAAGCUUUAAUGCAGCAAAUAUUGCUGGAAAGAAAUCCAAGAAUGGAAAUUGUGUUACAGAAAAUGUCUGCAGUGAUGAUGACAUCUCUAAUACUGACCAACCUCAAAUUGCUGAAGAUUAUGCAUCUGAAGAGGAAGUAUCACAACAUGGAACCUUCAUGAAGCAGGAAGUACUUGAUGCCUCACAAGAAUUAUUUUUUGCUGAGCCUGAAUGUCAACUUUUGAUAAAGAAAGAGUGGAUUCCCCAAGAAGGAGAGGAACAAGAGGUAACAGCAACCACUUCACAGCCCUACUCAUCACCCUCCAUGUUUGCAGAGACAAUUGUCAAGCAAGAACAUACAUUGGAAGAAGAACAAUUAGUUGAAGAUUCUGACAAUAAUUCUUUACAGCUCAUCCAUCUUUAUGUAGGAGAUAACGGGCUAGUGGAAGAUGCACCUGCUAGUGAGCCUGCUGGCCAACUGCUGCAGUCUCCUCAAUUCCUUCUAGAUGACCAGAAGCUGACACUCUCGCCUGUGACGUUCUUGUCUGCAGGCACAGCUCACAAUUCUACAGCAUCAUCUCAAAGUUGUGCUCUGCUGCCUCGUGAUCCUACUGCAUCAUCUCAACUUAAUUCUGUGUUAGCUCAUGCUGAUAUUGAAUCCGCAAUAAGUAUGGACGAUUUCAACGCCUUGAAGAAACUGAAUGGAGCCUCCCUUUCUAAUUCAGCACUGUCAUUACAUAUGCCAUGUCCAGAGAUGCCCAUGGAAGUAGCGUCUUCAGCUACUGUUACUACACAUGUUAGUUCAGCUUCCAAGACCUCUGUGCCAUCUACUUGUAAAACUGUUAUUAGUAAUUCAUCUUAUACUUCUGGCGACUCAGCUAUACCUAGCUCAUCAACUGUGAUUACAAAUUCUAAAAUCAGCUUAGCUUCUCAUCCAAAACCAGCUAGGAAAAUUACAAUUCGUUCAAUCCAGCGAACACCAACAUCUAAUGAAACUGCCUCAAAGCUCUUUGUGUCCAGAGAAGUCAAGUCUUCAGUUGCCUCCAAAAUGUGCCAAACAAAUGAGACUGGCUCUCAAAGCAGCGUAGCCAAAGCCAUCAAUGUAAUGCCUCCAACUCUUGAAUCUAUUGACGGACCUGCUUUGGAAGGCUCUACAAAGAGGCUGGAUAUGACAAAAGACCAUAUCAAAACUGCAGGACAGCAUUCUGUUCCCAAGGUUUCAAUGAUACCCAAUACUCGCCAGGAUCGACAUGGCAAUGCUUCUCGCGGUCAAUCGGGCCGUGGUUAUACAAAGGUAGACAAGGAAGACCCGCGCAGCCGUUUGCACUAUGUCAAGUACAUGAAGAAAGACGGCAAGACUAUCAAGAAGUGGGAGUGUGGCAUGUGUGGCCGGGAGUUCAUCCACCAGUAUACUCUGAUGCGGCAUCUUCCCACUCACACUGAUGAACGAAACUUCCAUUGUGAUGAAUGUGGCAAAUCUUUUCGUCAGAUGAGCACCUUAUCGCAACACAGGUCAACUCACUCACAGUUCCGGCCAUACGUUUGUGAUGUUUGCCAAAAAACCUUCACUCGCGUUUCAACUCUUAUCUCUCACAAGAAACUGCAUGAUGGUGUCAAGCCACAUGUAUGUCAUGUCUGUGGCAAGGCUUUUCAUCAGAAAGGUAAUUUGAAAAACCACAUGUUUAUCCACACCAACGAGAGACCUUACAAGUGUCACCAAUGUGGUCGAGGCUUUAACCAAGCAUCCAACCUUCACUCUCACAAAAUUCGGGCGCACAGUGAUAACAGUCCUUUAGUUUUAUCACCUGCUGAGCUAGCUCGUGUCCAGUCUUUGUCAGACUCAAUUGCAUCAACACUAGGUCAUCAAAACCCAGAACCUCCUCCUCCCCCUCUUCAGUGUCCUCAGUGUCCCCUAACAUUCGGCAACAGAGCAACAAUGAAACGUCAUGAGAUAUCAGCGCACUCAAAGUAUCAACAACUUAUGCCAAAGAAGCCAGGAAGAAUGUCUUCUAUGACCACAUCAAGCAAUGUCACCAGUGCUAAGCGAUGCAAAGUUGGUAGCGUGCGCAUGGUGGAAGUCCCUGGUGGAGAUGAGGCCUUCCAGCAGUUGUUGCAGGGCGGACGCUCAUCUGAUCAAACAGAUCAAUUUUUGGCAGAUGAUCUCACGUCUGUGCUCCGUCUUUCUCGCCCUGCUCGCUCAGGUUUACUCAUUCCAGCAAUCCGCACAGCCGCUCUGGCAUCUGUAGUAGCGUCAGGUAAAACUCCCUUUGCUUUAUUAAAGCCUGCGGUUUCAGCACCUGUCGUUGUGCGGGUGGCGCUGAUCUCUCAGACUCAACACGCUCUCCUUCCUGCCACUGCCGCACAGCUUCGAGAGGCAAGUCAGUUCAGCGUGGCUGGCCGAGGCGUUUCUACUAAAGCUGUUCAAAUCAAAAUUCCUGUUGUGGCAACCGUAGUAGAAAAGCUUUCAGCUUCGGGAGAAGCUUCAAUUGAAAUUUUAGCGCCUGACAAUGAAGUGCCAUCACCAUCUGUGAAACCUAAAGUAGAAGCCUCAGUGUCGUCCACGUCUGUGAGGUCAAACGUCCGCACGCUAAUCGCAGCACCUAACAACAGCAACCUGCUUGCUAAUGUGCGUGCGAGCAUCAACACCAUCACACCAAGAGUCGUACCUACAAGCCAUGCCACUCAAAUGACUAGAGAAUACGUCGGUGUAGACGCUGCUGAGCUGCCAUCUGGAGUUCUCACUUCCCAACUUGGCUCUCAAGAUUUAGUUAUUGAGCCUGAUAUGAUGGUCGAGAGUGUGGGAGACGUAGUGCUGGAGAACUCUGAGGAUGUUUGUUCGUCGUCUGUCCCGGAGCUGUUGGAGGAGGGGCAGCUGGUGCUGGAGGCGUACGCCGGCGAGGGAGGCUCGAGUAACGACCUCGUGCAGUACCAGCACCAGCAGGAGCACCACGUCCAUCUACUUGACUUGGUCAAUGACCAACACCAGCAGUUGUCUGAGCCUGGCGUGCGCUACCUGUGUGCUACAGGCACUCCUGGGGAGUUCGAGAUGGUCGCUCCUGACGACCCCAGGCUCUCCCACAUCGUCGACCACCUCGGCCGCCUCCAGCCUGUCACCCAGCAGCAUCAGAUUGUGAGCGAAGAAUCGGCUGACGUUGGCAGUGCUCUAGCCUCCCUGACGUCAGCCGGCCAUGAGGACCCCACCUCGCUGACUGCAGAGGGUGGAGACGAAGGAGCGCAGUUCUCGCUGUCCAAUGUUAACAACUCCUGCAGGAUAACACUCACUGACAGCGGCAGCCUCACCAUCGAGAGCGCCGGAGGUUCUGUUUCUGUUGGUGGUGACGGAACGUCGAUGGCCGUCGAGAACAUCGCUGCUAUCAUCGGCGCUCUGCAGCGCGCAGGCUUACCUGUUCAGCUCCAGUCCAACACUAGCGCUGAUCCAGCCUCACACAGCCACAUGGAUGUGGCGGAUGAUUUAGCAAUUGGAGAUGAAGGAAGCUCUAGUGCCGCCGGCCGUGAGGCUGACUGCAGCCACAUGGCUGUAGACGAGGAUGACAGCCACAUGGCUGUGGAUGAGAACGUGGCUGAUCAAAAUUUCCUGCCCUCCAGUGCGGUGCCGGAGCUCGUCGAGGAUGCUGCGCAUGCUAUGCUCAUGGCCGAAGAAAGCGUCAUCACGCAUCCAGACCUGGGGCCGGACGAUCAACACGACGUGUAGCGUACAUCUGUGAACUCUCCAACGAGUCGUGGCCGUACCUAAUGUUGAAUUUGUUAUUUGCAUUGAUACACUCAAUAUUAUGUUAUUUUCUCCUCUGUUUACCAAGUAUCUGUCAUUAAAAUUGAAAAAUAAUUGCUUGAGUCAUAUGUCAAAGCGACUACCGUCAAUAAUGAGGUUUUCUUUUAACGUCAUUUUUAUUAAGGUAAUAGUUGCGUUAGGUACGUUUCCUCGUGACAGUUUUGAGUGAUCAUAUUUGUAAUUACUUCAUGAUCCAUUAUUCCUUUCUCUACUAACACAACGACGGCUAAUUGCUCCAUUAGUCAUUUUGUUUUUGCUUCUUACUGAGUAAAUUAAUAAGAGCUCUAAAGGGUUCAACCAUUCAUGGAAAAAAUUUCCAACAAAUGCUUGACUUGAACAACGCAUUACAGGAAGCGCAGUGGGGGGCGAUAACUUGGCCAUCCCCGGAAAUAUUAUUCGUUUUUUUUUUUCUUGCUUAGGUCGAACGUAUGUCGUUUCACUAGGAAAGUCGCAGUUACCUUGAGGCUACUGAGGCGUGAUUAAAUGUCUUUUUAAUGCUGGGAAAUAUUAUUUUACGAACGGCCUGAAAUUAUUAUAUAAAAAUUAGAUUUGGUACUGAAAUUCAAUAUGACUUUGCAGAUUAAAUCCUGUCAUGCUAUAAGUAAUUGUUUGUACUAAAUCCGAGUGGCUGAGUGUGGACAUAUAGUGAGUGGCAUCGUGCGGUGGCCUGCCGUUAAUUUAAUGGCAAAUCGCACAAUUUUUUUCUGCUUUAUGGUUGAGGCCUACAUUUGCCGCCAGGGUUUGAAGGCUGAAAAGACUGAUGGCACACAUUGUUACUUUUAAAGACGAGAACAAUCCGUGGGAUAAAACUGGGCUAAAAAAACUACUUAUUCCGGGUUAAAGUUAUUGAAAAUAACGAAGUUUAAUGUCCUAAAAUGUGUGCUGCAUAUUAAGUUAGCAAUGCAACGGACACAUUAAUGAAGAAUUCGCUUACAUUCCCAAUGGCUUAUUUUCGAGUCAAAUUCUCCAUGGCAACGAAUUAUUAUAAAAAUAUAAUGAUUUUGAUGCAAGACUAAACUUUAUUCAUGCUGUAUAUGUGUAUUAAUGUCGCAAAAUUAGUUAUUGAUGACAUCAAGGGUCCAUGCAAUGAAGUAUCUUCCCUUUAAGUUGGCAGGACAUCGUUAUGUUCGUUUAUGGUGUGAUGAUGUUCCAAUAUUUUCAUUCAAUGCAUCCCACAAAUCUCAUUUCAAACAUUGGAUUUUCAAUGGGGCAAUUUAUGUCUUAUAUGGGGCCAGGGGCCAUUAAGAUCAUUUACCAGUCAUUUUCUGCUGUUGCGAGUCGAAAUGUUCAUUUAUAUUGCCUUCUUUUUCUUUACGUUUGGCAAUUUUGGAAGAAUUUUUGAAAAAUUAUCGGAAUAAGUUCAUUGUGGCUUAGAAUUUUAUUUCAUAGUACUCGGUUCGUGUACUGAAUAGUUUGUCUAUAUUUUAUGAGCGAUUUCGUCGAAAUUUUUGCAGGAACUCGAGCCACAGAAUGCUCGUUGAUGCAUCAACACGUAUCUCAUCAGUAAGGAUUAGCAUUAAAAUGCACUAUUUACGAAAAAACUCGAAUAAUUCUAUAUAAAUAUUUUCCAUCAGUAGGUAUAACAUAACCGUUCCAUAUGUAACAACCUCAGUAAUGUACCAAGUUUACAGGCAAGUCGUUCGGGCCAGCAUCUCGCGACAAACCGUUAUGCCUUUAACGAUAUUCCUACCUGCAUCUCUUGCUGACUUUUCAACGAACAGCUCUUGACCGUUGUUCAGCGUCGUAUAUUUAACGUUUAAACUAAUGCUGUCCCUACCUGGAUUAUAGAUCUAUCAUUCUAAUGCUGCUUUUAACGUAAUAAGCGGACGGUGAAAAGUUUUCAACUAUCAGUGCUGUUUCGUGCACAUUUCGUGCUUUAAAACUCGCAUAAUGUAAUAGUUAGCGGCCGAUUUAUCCAAUGUUAUUGGUGUGCUCAACAUAAAAAGCCGUCAGUAAUUGGCUGACGAAUUCGUAUUUAUCUAUGAUAAUACGUACAGCAUCUGUUCGUCACGUCUAUGAUCGUGAGGAAGUUAAUUAAAAUAUAUAUAUAUAUCCGUUUGCGCCUUGCUGUACGGAAUAAUGUAUUGUCUUUACACUUUUUUUUUUCUGCCUCGUAUGGGUUGUCAGUGACGAACUUUAUUUUUUGACUUUAACUUUAUUUUUUUUGCUCGUAUUUUCUGUUUUGAUUUUAUAAUUAACUUUCAGCUGAAAUGGAAGAUUCUUGAUUAUAGUGAGUAAUACUUUAAUAAUUUAUGUUCG